UGUUUAGUUUACCUUAUUCCGUUUAGCUCAAAAACACUUGUCACGAUUCCUUUGAAGUAGAAAAUUUGGAUGUUUUAUUUGGGAAAUCCCUAAAAAGUACACCAAAGAUGUCUAGCAUUAAGAAUGGUCAAUAUUAUGUGCUCAUUUCGUCGAGUAACAAGUCACGGAAGUUGCUGCGAGUAUUUCCAACCUUGACAACAAGUCGCAUUCUAACCGCUGCGGAAGAGUUUGGAAUCUUUGGCAGAUACUUGGUCAGUGCCGAGGAAAAUGUUAUUAUAGCCGAUGCCCUGGCCCUGCAUCAUUACAUUCAGCAGGGUCAUACGAUUAUGGUGGUCGAUACCCUGGAUGAUCAUAUCGUGAAGUACAUUAAGCUGGAGGAAAUCGGGGAAAGUGAGACCGAUGAUGAGGUGACAUCUUCUCAGGCGGCCACGGACCAGCAAUUGCUUCAGUUAAAGCUCAUCUCAUCGCAGCUGGGUGAUGUCAAGUGCUCCCUCAACGAGUUCAUCCAUCACUUUGGCCCCUCAACUAGGGAUAAGAUGAAGUCAUUCCAAUCAUCCAUCUAAAUUCCAUAUAAUUUGUUUCGAAAAUGAAAUAUAUUUUUAAAUCAUUUGAAUAA
Messenger RNA from Drosophila serrata, 616 nucleotides. RefSeq lists its product as uncharacterized. The record is from RefSeq and is a predicted model, not a curated record. NCBI's taxonomy places the organism in Eukaryota, Metazoa, Arthropoda, Insecta, Diptera, Drosophilidae.